Rhodotorula toruloides NP11 is the source of this 1632-nucleotide messenger RNA. Its product is annotated as mitogen-activated protein kinase kinase. The record is from RefSeq and is a predicted model, not a curated record. NCBI's taxonomy places the organism in Eukaryota, Fungi, Basidiomycota, Microbotryomycetes, Sporidiobolales, Sporidiobolaceae. Bases 1 to 1632 code for a protein of 543 amino acids. Gene Ontology annotation, molecular function: ATP binding; protein kinase activity. The transcript has 6 exons. Gene Ontology annotation, biological process: protein phosphorylation.
AUGUCAGGGUCGGCGGUCCUCCCGCCCAAGCGGCCCUCGAGGUCACCGCUGAAGCUACAGCUGCCAGGAGCAGACACACCACCCGCUGUCCCCUCUCGACCCGCACCUCCCAAGCUCUCGCUCGCCCCCGCUUCACCUCGUUCCGAUCAACCCGCUCCAGCGCCCUCGGGACGCCCAGCGCUCAAGCUCGCCGCCGUGACCGAUGGACUGGCUUCCCUCUCGCUCGCCAUCCCCAAACAAGGACCCUCGCACUACUCGUCCGCGCUGAACGGGCCCUCCGAGUCUGACUCCGAGUUCGACGAGGACGAUGAAGCCUCGGCGCAUCGGCCGUGGGCGGCAGGCGAGCAAGAACGGAUGGCAGACGAACUGCUGAAUGUGAUCAAGGGGCCACCGCCCGGAUUGGAGGACGAGUUGAGCGGCAGGACGAGGCGAGCGCGGAGCAAUAGCAGGGUCGCGAGUCGCAGGCCCAGCUUCAAUAACGAGGCUGGAAGCUUACAGGCAAAGGGAGCGACACACCUCUCGCCGCCGCUCUCGACGGGCGAGGCGGGCGGGUCAUCCAGUCUCGCGCCUCGACUCGGUCUCUACGGCGAGCAUGUCCAGGCUGCUCUCGGCGUCGGCGGCGGAGGGAGCCAUCGAGCGUCGCCGCUGUCUUCGCCAGCACUCGGUUCGACGUCCUUCGCCCAGUCUGGAUACGAGAGCGGUCUCAGCGGGACCGAGGACGAGGAGGAAGAGGAGGACGCGUUGGACAUCUCGCCCCCGACACUCGAGGACCUGGGCAGGCUUGGCGAGGGAGCUAGCGGAGAAGUGCGCAAGGUGCUGCACAAGCCUACGGGAAUCGUCAUGGCGAGGAAGACUAUCACGACGUCGCCGAACCCCAAGUUACACAAGCAGCACCUUCGCGAGCUCCUCUUCAUGCGCGACUGCACGCACCCGAAUAUCGUGCAGUACUACGGCGCCUACCUCGAAGCAAACAACACCCAAAUCGCCAUUUGCAUGGAGUUUUGCGAGGCUGGCAGUCUCGAACGGCUGUAUAAAAAGGUGCAGGAGAAAGGCUGGCGGACCGGGGAGAAGGUGCUGGGAAAGAUCGCGGAAUCGAUUCUCGAAGGACUCGUCUACCUGCACGAUCAGAAGAUCAUCCACCGCGACAUCAAGCCGUCAAAUGUGCUGGUCACGCAAGACGGACUCAUCAAGCUGUGCGACUUUGGCGUCUCGGGCGAGCUCGUCAACAGUUUCGCUGGCACAUUCGUCGGCACCACGUUCUACCUCUCGCCAGAGCGCAUUCGAGGCGGACAGUACUCAAUCAACUCGGAUGUCUGGUCGAUGGCGGUCACCGUCCUCGAGGUCGCCUUGAACCGCUUCCCGUUCCCUGCGGAAGGCGAAGCGCCGCUCAACGGCCCCAUCGAGCUCCUGACUUACCUUCUCAAGAUGGACGCCGUUGCGAUCCCCGACGAGCCCGCCAUCGGCAUCAAGUACACCAACGCCUUCCGCAACUUCAUUCAGGUCUGCCUCGACAAAGACCCGGCGACUCGUCCGGGCCCGCAGGCGCUUCUCUCGCACGGCUGGAUCCGUCGAAGCCGCGAACGACAGCCGCCGGCCGACCUCGCAAGCUGGGUCAGGGGUCUCGAGGCAUGA